AUGCAUCGACCAAACGGCAACCCUGUGAAUAAAGACAGGUGGCAAUCACACCAGGAAAUGAUGGUGGAGCCUCUGGAGAUCAACGACUCAGAAGUGUUUUCUAUCAUAAAAAAGGAGAAGCACAAGCAGAUGAACGGUCUGGAGCUGAUAGCGUCUGAGAACUUCACCAGCAGAGCCGUCCUGGAGGCCCUUGGCUCCUGUUUGACCAACAAGUACUCUAAAGGGUUUCCUGGUCAGAGGUACUACAAAGGGCUGGAGUACAAUGACGAACUGGAGACACUCUGUCAGAGGAGGGCACUGGAGGUCUUCGGUUUGGACUCCGAGAAAUGGGGAGUGAACGUGCGGCCAUACUCGGGGUCCCCUGCUAACUUUGCGGUCUACACGGCCGUCGUGGAGCCACAUGGUCGGAUCAUGGGCCUCGACCUUCCCGACGGGGGUCACCUGUCGCACGGCUUCAUGACCGGUGGGAAGAAAAUAUCUGCAACGUCCAUCUUCUUUGAAACUAUGCCGUACAAGGUGAAUCCAGAAACCGGCUACAUUGAUUAUGAUAAACUCCAAGAAACCGCACGGCUGUUUCACCCCAAGCUCAUCAUUGCAGGAACAACCUGCUAUUCCCGUAAUCUUGACUACGCCCGCUUGAAGCAGAUCGCCCAGGAGAACGGCGCCUAUCUGAUGGGGGACAUGGCUCACAUCGGCGGGCUGGUGGCAGCCGGGGUCGUGCCCUCGCCCUUUGAUCACUGUGACAUCGUCACGACGACCACUCACAAAAGUUUGCGAGGUUGCCGUGGUGGACUCAUCUUUUAUCGGAAAGGAGAACAGAGUGUGGACACCAACGGCAAAAAGACGCUGUACAACUUGGAGUUUUUGAUCAACCAGGCUGUGUUUCCAGGGCUGCAGGGAGGGCCACACAACAAUGCGAUUGCUGGUGUUGCCGUGGCUCUGAAACAAGCCUUGACUCCAGAGUUCAAGGCUUACCAGCUGCAGGUUCUCGCUAACUGCAAAGCCCUGUCCAGUUCCCUCAUGGACCUCGGAUACACGAUCGUCACCGGCGGUUCUGACAAUCACCUAAUCCUGAUGGACUUGCGCAAUAAAGAAAUGGAUGGAGUACGAGCUGAGAAGGUCUUGCAAGCCUGCGCGAUUUCUUGCAACAAGAACACCUGUCUUGGAGUGACUGGUGCUUUGCUUCCAAGCGGUCUGAGGUUUGGCUCUCCAGCUCUGUCCUCCAGAGGUUUGGUAGAGGAAGACUUCAAAAAAGUGGCUCAUUUUAUUCACAGAGGUAUUGAGCUGACCUUGGAAGUGCAGAGAAGUCUGCAUCCCCAGGCCUCCCUGAAGGAGUUCGUCCAGGCGUUGGCUCAGGGAGGGAAGUUCCAGCAGCGGGUGUCAGAGGUCAGGGCGGAGGUGGAGGCCUUCGCCGGGCGGUUCCCCAUGCCGGGCCUCCCUGAGCUGUAGGCACUCAAGCAGAGUCGCUGCUCAAAUCCAGACACUCGAUUAUGUCUUUAAACAUUUGGUGGCCAUUUUUUCCCUUUGUUGUUUUGUACAGGUGAAGUUUCGGUUGUUGUGAAUAUGAAAUCAUGUUGGGGAGGAAGCAGUGAGAGAAUCCACAACCAAAUUGGGAGCUGAUUGACGAAUAUUCCCAUUCACCAGUUGUA
This is a messenger RNA of Poeciliopsis prolifica (blackstripe livebearer), 1649 nucleotides long. Its product is annotated as serine hydroxymethyltransferase, cytosolic-like. The transcript is spliced from 11 exons. Gene Ontology annotation, molecular function: glycine hydroxymethyltransferase activity; zinc ion binding; cobalt ion binding. Gene Ontology annotation, cellular component: cytoplasm; cytosol; nucleus. Lineage: Eukaryota; Metazoa; Chordata; Actinopteri; Cyprinodontiformes; Poeciliidae. Bases 1 to 1449 code for a protein of 482 amino acids. Gene Ontology annotation, biological process: folic acid metabolic process; purine nucleobase biosynthetic process; tetrahydrofolate interconversion. The record is from RefSeq and is a predicted model, not a curated record.